This is a messenger RNA of Macrobrachium nipponense, 17532 nucleotides long. Its product is annotated as serine/arginine repetitive matrix protein 5-like. The record is from RefSeq and is a predicted model, not a curated record. Bases 6427 to 8697 code for a protein of 756 amino acids. The transcript is spliced from 2 exons. NCBI's taxonomy places the organism in Eukaryota, Metazoa, Arthropoda, Malacostraca, Decapoda, Palaemonidae.
GUCAUGAUGACAGAGUUAAUGUAGAUCUUCCAAAGACACUUAACCCUUUCGCCACAAACCCAUAUUUCACCAUCUCACCCCUCACCACCAGCCUGUUUUUUAGCUGCAAUUGUUCAUAUACGAAACAAACCUUCGGUCUUAAAAUUAGGAUAAAUACUCAGCGCCAGCUGAAACUGGUAAAGUUUAAAAUAAUUGUGUACGCAAGGGACUAUUGACAUCUGUGCUUGGUCACGAGACAUGUAGGACCACCCACAUACCCCUCAUUAAUUCGUAACUCCGUCCUUUUAAACCCGGUUUAGUUUGACCCCUGUUGUUUUCAAUUUGUAGUUUGGAAUUCCCGGGUAUGUGAACAUGAAGCCUUCUCAUGCUGCGAGACUUCCUGGAUAUCACAAGAAGCAGAUAAACCCAUUGUUAUUUUCUUUGACGGUUUCGACGUCGAAGUACUCAUCGUGUAGUAAGUCGUAGGUGAAGAAACUCUUAAGGUACGGUUAAUUCGUUAUCUGUGCUUUGGAAUAUCGCAUAUUCAUAUGGAUUGCCUGUAAUCCAAAGCUUUGAUGUAUCUGGAUGUGCUUUGGGAAGUAAUUAUGACUAAUUGUGCUCCUUUCCCUGCGGGGAGAGGUGUGCAUCGCCAUCUUGUUUUCAUUCCAGAUAUGUGGGUAGAGAGGAUGCAGGUGUGCGGUCGGCGUUAGGCUUAUCAGGAGAACCAACCCAAGAAGAACAGUUGGUUUGAUGUAUAACGUUGUGUUGCCACCCAGGAUCCCUUUUAUCCUGACAUGCACUGAAUGGCGGUCGGAUGCGUCGCCAUCUGUAAAGAAGCAGAUAUGGCAACAAGGCAGCCUUUAAUGUCAGGUUGCUAUGACUACGAGAAUAACAACAGCCUUGCACUUCUGGUAGGGUGCUGGCUUCGCAUUCGAGUUGCUCAGUGACGUCAUAAACAUGGCGACCGCCAUGACGUCAUUUCACACCUGCGGCCUACACGAAGACAUGCUUACAUUUUCAUUUCGAGGUACAAGAGUACUUUACAACUAUGCUUUUGGAUUGGAGGUUUUUAAUGCACAUUGUUUUUGAGAGAAAUAACAAGCGUUAGGAGAUAUAAGUCACAUAAUGGAAAAGACACAAGUCUUACCUCUGUAUCCUUCCGCUUAGGCGUCAAGCUUAGGUGACUGGCUUUGAUGCCAGUGCGUUCUCCUGGCAAUCCUGGAAAAAUAGGGACUUUGUAGCUGAUCCUAGAGCCAAGAGUAGAAGUUUCUUCUCCAUCUUUGAGCCAGGAUUGCUACAUCCCUAUUAUAUGAAAGCACAAGAAGUAGUUUUAAUUGUCGAACAAGUGAAUGAUGGAAAGUUAAGUCUAGUGUGGCUGCUGUGAAGAGUUGGAAAAGGCUAGAAUCAGGGACUUCAUGACUGAUCCUCGUGCCAAGAGGAGAAGAAUAAUUUCUUCAUCUUUAAGCCAGGACUGUCACAUCCUUGUAAAGUAGAAAUGCCACAGAAGGUUGGGUCUCUUGAUCUUGGCUGCAAGAGUACCAUAAACAGCCUCACACUUCCAUCAAGCGUGUUGACGUCAUAGCCAAGACCGCUUGCAAAUGGCGGUAGUCAUGACAUCACAGCCUACUGAUUCUUGAUGUACUUCGCUGCCUCUAGAACCUAAUACGCAUUCUGACUCAUUGGUACACAGUAAUGAAGAAUAACCAGGAUCUAGAGGUGAAAAUGGCUAAGUAAGACAAAAAGAAAAGGCAUGAUUCGUUUUCCUCUUCGUCUUCUUCUCCAGAUGGUGUCAUAGCUAAGUUUGAUGGCAUCACUGAGUGUACCAGUCAAGCGUUGGAGGAUACGGGAUUUCGUGACUGAUCCUUGGGACAAGAGGAGAAGAGUAAAUUCUUCUUCAUCUUUGAACCAGGACUGUCACAGCCCAAUCAGCAAGAAAAUCAAGAAGUCAGUGGCUGGUAAGCUCAAAGCAAUUGGACGAAGCCGUUUACAAGAGUCCGAACGAGCGAAAGUGUCGACUGUCACUGGGCUAGCGGCCGACGUGGAGUUGCCAGUGGUGACUACAAAGAGUCUAAGAGAGACUACAAUGCCGUUGCUUAACUUGAUGCAUACGCCGAUGCUUUUACAAAUGUUUUCCAUGGACUCUAGAUGUCAGAGUAAUAAAAUAUGAUAAAAUUGCUCUCAUAUUUGUAUAUAGGAUUGCAAACAGAUACCUUCUCAAAUCCUACUGAGUAUAAUAUUUUCAAGAUCGAGCCAUCAGCGGCCAUUAAAGAUCAAAGGUGCCGAGGCCGUAUGGUUGGACGACCAUGAUGCAUGCAAACAGAUACCUUCUCAAAUCCUACUGACUAUUCGGGAUUGGACCAUCAGUGGCCAUUAACCCUUUAACGCUGAUUGGACGUAUUAAACGUCGACGAAAAUUGUCUGUCGGGUGCCGAACCGACGUAUGGUAUGUCGACGAAAAAAAGUUUUUUAAAAAUUUGCAGAAUAAUAGUUACAGGCCUACUGGUCGAAAAACGCAACUGUAAGCUAAAACUCUUAUAUUUUAGAAAUAUUCAAUCAUUUACCUUCAUUUUGCAACAAAUUGUAAGUCUCUACCACAAUAUUUUGAUUUAUGGUGAAUUUAUGAAAAAAAACGUUUUCCUUACGUCCGCGCGGUAACUCUUCCGAAAAAAAUCAUACGUACGAUUGUGGUAAUGUUUGCAUCAUUUUAAAUUAGCCGUUACAUAAAGUUUUAUAUAUGGAAAUGUGCGCAAUUUCAUGCACAAUACAACUAAAAACAACCCAUGGUUGUAGCUUUUAUCAGUUUUGAAAUAUUUUCAUAUAAAAAAUAUUAAGUGACAAAUUUUCAACCUUCUGUCAACUUUGACUCUACCAAAAUGGUUGAAAAAUGCAAUUGUAAGCUAAAACUGUUAUAGUCUAGUAAUAUUCAAUCAUUUACCUUCAAUUUGCAACAAAUUGGAAGUCUCUAGCUCAAUAUUUAGAUUUAUGGUGAAUUUAUGAAAAAAAAUAACAUUUUCCUUACAUCCGCGCGGUAACUUCCAAAAAAAUCAUACGUGCGAUUGUGGUAAUGUUUGCACCAUUUUAAAUUAGCCGUUACAUAAAGUUUUAUAUAUGAAAAUGUGCGCAAUUUCAUGUAGAAUACAACAAAAAAUAAUUGAAGGUUAUAGCUUUUCUCAUUUUCGAAAUAUUUGCAUAUAAAUCACGAUCAAUAGAAAAAAAACCACGUUCGGUCAACUUUGACUCUACCGAAAUGGUCUAAAAACGCAAUUGUAAGCUAAAACUCUUACAGUCUACUAAUAUUCAGUCAUUUAUCUUCAUUUUGAAACAAAUUCGAAGUCUCUAGCACAAUAUUUAGAUUUAUGGUGAAUUUAAAAAAAAAACUUUCCUUCCCUCCGCGCGCGGAUUCUCCGCCGCAAAUCUCUGAAAUGCGUACAUCGCAUUCUCGGAAUAUUUGCUCCAUUUUAUAUUAGGCAUUUCAUAGAGUUUUAUAUAUGAAAAUGUGCACAAUUUCAUGUAGAAUAAAACUAAAAAUAUUGUAAGGUUAUAGCUUUUCUAAUUUCCGAAAUAAUUGCAUAUAAAAAAAAUUCGACAUUCGGUCAACUUUAACUCGUCAGAUAUGGUCGAAAACUGCAAUUGUAAGCUAAUACUCUUACAGUAUAGUAAUAUUCAAUCAUUUGUCUUCAUUUUGAAACAAAUUGGAAGUCUCUAGGACAAUAUUUAGAUUUAUUGUGAAUUUUUGAAAAAAAUAUUUGUUUAUGUCCGCGCGUUACGAAUUCAUGCAUCAUUUUGUGAUAAUAUUUUCUCUGUGUUGCUUUUAUCGUUUUUCAAUGUGUUAUAUACCAAAAUGAUUGCAAUUUAGUGUACAUUACAAUGAAAAAAAAAGAACUCGUUACCUUUAACCGUUUUGCGGAUAGCGCGAUUUGAAUACAAUUAUAUAUGAAAUUUUGUUUUCGCGCUAUCAUAUAUCGCAUUAUUUAUAUAUAUAAUAACAAUUUUUUCCAUUUCUGAUGGUUGCAUACUAAACUUCAGGCAAUGACAAAAAAAGGAGCCAAAAAUGAACUCUUAAUCUUGAAAACUAAGCGCGCUGUGAUUUUUUGAAAAAAAUAUUUUUUCCGCUUCCGCACUCACUCCGAGACCCCCCCCCCCCCCCAGCACACAGAAGACAAUUUUUAAUAUACCCCUUCGGCGUUUAAGGGUUAAAGAUCAAAGAUGCCACGGCGGUAUGGUUGGACGGCCAUGAUGCACCCGGACGUUUGUCAGCAGGUAGGAGUGAGUUAACGUCUCCUGUGGCUGAACACAGUGCGUCAGAACUGGAGGGAAGAGAAAACCAAGAGUUUCAGGCUUCGUAUGAGGAGAUGAUUGAUUUGAUUAGUCAAUUCAAUAACUUUUCGGGGAGCAUGGAGACACCUGCCAGCAUGCUUCCCCUGGGGGUUGACAUGGUGUUUGGUUUGAAAAAGGAUACAAAAGUGUAUGAAUUACCUUGUUCUAGUCAUGUAGAGUCCAUUUUACAACAUGUAAAAUGCACAGCUUGAUGGAAGGAUAUGGAUACCUCUUAGUAAUCGUAUGCAGCCUGAAUGAUGGGAAGUAGCAUACUUUGGGUUGACUCCAGAAAACUUCAAACCUUUACAGGUAAGGAGAAUUCCCGUGUUUUAUAUACGUACUUGUUGGUAUAAGCUGGUUUCUUCCUAUAAGAAUAUUGACCAAACGCUUCGACUCUUACAAGUAGUUAAAGUUAAUUGAAAGCUUGAUUCCUUUGAAAGUACUGUAGAACCAUUCUUCUUAAUGAAAUCGAAUGGGAACUUAAGUCGAAAGAAAGAGGUGAAUGUCUUUCUUUCGUCACUUAAGGUAGCCAAGCCUAAGUAGGGCACUUGUAACCUAAGAUGCUAUAGCCAGGAUAAUUGGGUCAUACAUUUUAGCCUAACAAGUGAUUAUAUUCGUAGCCUAUUCCAGCCAGUGAGUCUACUGCUACUAUCUUAGUUAAUCUGAGUAGUAGUUCUUAGCUUAGACUGUCAGAACUAACUGGUUUGGGUAUGCUUGUGCUGGCUUGGACCAACUAAUGGUUGCGGUUUGGCUUUCGAACCUGCAUUUACUAUCUUAGAUUAGUCUAAGUGGUACAAUUCUUAGCUUAGCUGGGUCCUCUUAGCCUAGCUGGGUCCUCUUAGCCUAACUCAUAGGUUAGGUGGUUCCGGCAUACAUGUCAGCUUAGCCGAAUAGUGGGUUGAUGACUUGACAUGAUCUGGUUGCUUGAACAUGACCGUACUAUUUUAGGUUGGGUGAAUUAGUAAGGUUAUAAGUAUAGCCGAGCAUAGACUAGUGCCUAGGCUACCCAUUCGAAACACUUUUACCACCUCAGCCUAGAAGGUUGUGGUUGUAGCCUAGCGUGGAUAGCCCAAACUUUCUUGAACGGCUUUACCCUAACCUAAGUAAUUUAGUUUCUAGAUUAAGCUAGUCUAUACUAGCCUAGCCUAGUUAAGUGUACAUCUCGGAUGGACUUAAUCUACCCUAAGCGAUGGAGGAGUUAGCCUAGCCUAAUUGGAAGUGUUAACAUAGCCUAACCUAACCAAACCAGGGUCCUAGCCUAAUUGGAAGGGUUAACAUAGCCUAACCUAACCAAGCCAGGGUCAACCUGGUCUUGCCAACUUAAAAUAAGAUAGUCAAUUCUUAAUUGACUAUACCUACUUAGACUAGUCCAAGUGGUUGUUGGCUGGGUUAACCUGGAAUCUGCAAAUGGGUCUCUUCCAUACUGGUCUAGUUAGCUUAUAUAUUGAAGUCAUGAACCUAACAUAGAGGGUUCGAGCUUCAGUUGGCUAGAGCAAGGCAUUAGUACCUCAUCAUAUCUGGAAGGGGAAAGUGGGGAGUGUCCCAUUCUUCAAAAAGUGAGGUAGGGUGAAGUGACGUUGGGUACAAUUCUGGGCUAGGUUACUUGAGAAUACCACCAUGAUGGUUCCUGGCAAAAUAGGAUUUCCCUUUGGAGGGUAGUAUAUUGAACAUAUGCCCGUAUAUUGUAACAGGUCACCGCAUAAGAUGUUUUGUGUUUGGGAUCUUAGUUUUUACAAAAACACUGAGCUGUUUAAUAGCUCUCCUAGGGCUGAGGGCUGGCCUGAAGGAUUGGAUAUUUUCAUACAUUCAACUUACCUGUCAGAUAUAUACAUAGCUAUCGACUCCGUCGUCCCCGACAGAAAUUCAAAUUUCGCGGCACUCGCUGCAGGUAGGUCAGGUGAUCUACUGCCCUGCUCUGGGUGGCAGGACUAGGAACCAUUCCCGUUUUCUAAUCAGAUUAUCUCUGUUGCCGGUAGUAUCAACAUUGUUGUUACUUCCUCCUGACUGGAAUUCUUUUUUCACAACGCUUUUGAUCAUCUUUCGACUGAUUUUUGGUGACGUACUUGGAUCGUUGUUUGGCAUUCGCUAUCGUGGACUGUUUUUUGGACUUCGCUUUGGAUUUUCGUGAAUAUGUCUGAUUCUAGUGUUAGCUUCAGAGUGUGUGUGAAUGAGGGCUGUAAGGUGAGGAUUCCGAAAGCUUCGGUAGAUCCUCACACUACAUGCAGUGGUUGUAGAAGGGUUGAAUGCUCAAUUGAGAAUACGUGUAACGAGUGUGAGAGAUUAAGUGCGCAAGAAUGGAAGAAUCUGACUUCUUACUUGAAGAAGUUAGAGAAAGAUAGAGAGAGGAAGGCGGCUUACAAAAGCCGGAAAUUGUCUAAUAGUUCUGUAGCUUCUUUUUCUUCUCAUAAUUAUGCCCAUUCUAUUUCAGCCCGUUCACAAGUUAAUCCCUCUAAUUCCGCCUCAGAAAUGGCGGAACUCAGAGCUUCCCUUCAAAAAAUGCAAGAAAAAAUGGAAGCAUUGGAAGGUAAGAGAAGUGAAUGUGGUUUCUCGAGUGAUGUUAGUGUCCCCAGUGUAGUGGAGGGGGCGUCUGGUCGUCUCUGCGACGCUUCCAGGUCUAGACCUCUUCCAAGCUCCCUGGCCCAGAGGAGAAGGAAAGUCGAAAGCCUUACGGGGGUCGUGGAGAAUCCCCAACGAUCAGGCGUCCCUUCGGCAGAAUCUUAUACAUCUCAGACUGCCAGGGACAGCUAUAGGAAAAGCGUCCUUCGUGAGUGCUUUUCAUCAUCUAGUUCGCCUUCUCCGAGAAGAGGAUGGAAGGAAUGGAAGCUUUCACGUCCGCUGAAAAGGAAUUGGAAAGAACCUGAGCUCAAUUCUAGCCCCAAGCGCUUCUCUGAAGAAGAUGCGCCUUCGGUAAUCAAGAAAGCUAGAAAGGAGUUAGAUCCUUGGAAUGUAAAAGACUCUCGAGCGCCUUCCAGAUCUCCUUCUCCUGAUUCGAAUGAGCCUUCGACCAGGAAAAUUUUGAUGAAUGUGCAGGAGCAAUUAGCGUCUUUGGUAGGAGUACUUUCUAAAGAGCCUACUCGUAAAAAGGAUGACAGGCUUCUGAUUAAGAGAUCCAAAUACCGAUCUCCUGUCGGGCGCGACGAACCCUCCAGGGGAGUUGUCGCACAAGCGGCCAUCUCUGGGGGGAGCGGUGUGUUAGGCAGGCGAGACGUGGGAAAGGAAGUAACUCCUGCCAAGUGUCUGGCGCCAACUAGGAGCCAGGCGCCAAGUAGGCGCAAAGAGCCUGACUUUACUGUAGAUCGUUCUAGGCCCAGAUCUUCAUCCAAGCAACAAGAGCCAACUGGAGAAGAGAUAACUCCUGAUAGGAGUAAAGCGCCCGCUAAGCGCAAUAUACUUGCCAUUCGAAAGGCGCAUUCCAUGAGCGAUACUCCUACCAAGCCACAGGAGUAUUCGGAACUAGAUGCGCCUUCCAUAGGUCAGGAGUAUUCGGGAAGAGAUACUCCUUCCAGGCGCCUUGAGUACUGUGACCUUGAUACUCCUCCCAGGCGCCAGGAGUAUUCUAAACUUUUUACUCCUACCAGGCGCCAGGAGUAUUUGAAGCGCGAUGUGCCUACCAAGUGCCAGGAGUAUUUUGAGCUUAAUACUCCUAACAGGCGCCAGGAGUAUUUGGAGCGAGAUGCGCCUACCAGACGGCAGGAGUAUUCGAAGAGUGUUACGACUGUCAGGCACCAGGAGUAUUCCAAACAGGAUACUCCUACCAGGCUCCAGGAGUAUUCUCAGCAAGAUACUCCUGCUAAACGCCAGGCGCAUUCUCCUCAUGAAGAACUUGAUAUCCGACAGGAGUCCAACAGGCGUAAAACAGUUAUACGUGACUCGCCUAAUGAUAAACGUAAGGAGAGAGUUACUCCUAGCCCCUCUCCUAAUAGAAGUGCUUCUUCUUCGGAAAGGAAGAAAUCAAGAGAGGAGACAGAGGAGGGAAGGGAGCCUUCUCCUUCCAAGCCUAUUAAUUUAGAUGACGUCUCGGAGGACGAAGUUACUAACAGAGAAGGGCUUUCGAAUUACAAAGUUCUUUCUGCUCUUCUCUUAGAAGAAUAUGGAGAUGCAUUGACUCCAGCCGCUCCUCCUUCUCCGCGCUCUCUAUUUUCAAGUACGAAGGCGCACAAGUCUUCAUCUUUCCUGAAAAUGAAGCCGGCCAUAUCCAUGAAAAGGGCCUUACAAUCUCUUGACUCCUGGAUCAAGAUAAAGAAGGAGUUAGGAAGGACGAUCUUUUGCAUGCCUCCCGCUAAACUAAGGGGUAGGAGAGGCAUAUGGUACGAAACGGGAGAAAAUAUGGGAUUGUCUCUGCCCGUUUCAGCUGAAUCGGACUUCUCCAGUCUCGUAGACUCGUCGAGAGACAUGCCUUAAAUUCAGCGAAAGCAACAUGGGGCCUUUCGGAAAUGGACCAUCUCCUCAAGGGACUUUUUCAUACCUUAGAAGUAUUUAACUUCCUAGAUUGGUCCCUUGGGGUUAUUGCUAAGAAGUCCAUGAAAAGAACAACUAAGCCCUGAAACCUUACAUAGCAUCCUUACAUGCAUCGAUAAGGCGGUUCAAGAUGGAUCAGCGGAAGUGUGCUCCCUCUUCGGUGCGGGAAUACUAAAGAAGAGAGCGGUUCAUAGUGCCUUUCUCACUAAGGCCGUCUCGCCUUCGCAGAGAUCCGCUUUGCUGUAUGCGCCCCUCUCUGAACAUUUAUUUCCUUCUCAGUUGGUGAGAGACAUUGCCCAUUCGCUAACUGAGAAAGCCACUCAAGAUCUUUUAAGGCAAUCCUCAAGGAAAAAUAGACCUGUGGCCAGUGAGGAAAAGAAAGCCUCUAGGCCAGCUCAACAACAGCAGCCCUUUCGAGGAGGCCCUCAGGCUAGAUCCAUCGUCAGAAGAAAGUCAACGGAAAAAAGUGGAAGAUCUGCCUUCCGUCCCUUUAAGAAGGGAAAAUGAGAAAUCUUUCCUCCAGACACCUGUAGGAGCCAGGUUACAGUUCUUUGCGGGAGCAUGGGAAGACAUAGGAUCCGAUCCUUGGUCAAUGUCAAUAAUCAAGAAGGGUUAUUAUAUCCCAUUCAAGGACAGGCCCCCCUUGACAACAUCACCGAGGGAACUGUCAGCCAGAUACAGGGACCCUGUUCUGAUGGAUACUCUUCGUCAAAUGGUGGAACAGAUGUGGGACAAAAGAGCAAUAGAGCUGGUACUGGAUCAAAGCUCCCCGGGGUUUUACAAUCGCUUGUUUCUCGUAGCGAAAGCCUCGGGGGGAUGGAGACCGGUACUGGAUGUAAGUUCGCUGAACAAAUUCGUACAACAACAGAAGUUCAGCAUGGAAACGUCUGCCUCAAUACUUGCAGCUCUCCGUCAAGGAGAUUGGAUGGCGUCCCUAGAUCUUCAAGACGCAUAUUUCCACGUCCCGAUUCACCAUUCGUCGAGGAAGUACCUUCGUUUCAUGUUCGAGGGAAGGAUCUAUCAGUUCAGGGCCCUGUGUUUCGGCCUUUCUACGGCUCCCCAAGUCUUUACAGACUUGAUGAAAAACGUGUCAAAACACCUUCACAUGAAAGGGAUAAACGUCUCCCUAUACCUGGACGACUGGCUCAUCAGGGCCAGGUCUCAAAAGCAGUGUCUGGAGGACCUGUCAACAAUCCUGGAAUUGACAAAGACAUUAGGAUUAAUCGUGAACCUCGAGAAAUCUCAGAUGGUCCCCAGCCAGAACGUAGUCUAUCUGGGGAUUCAGAUGGAUUCUCGGGGUUUUCGAGUAUUUCCUUCUCAAGAGAGAGUAAGGAAAGGCUGUGCCACAGUAUUGAACUUCUUAGAGAAAGAGCGUACUUCAGUGAGGGAAUGGUUGAGCCUUCUGGGGACCCUUUCCUCGCUCGAACAGUUCUUUCCUCUAGGAAGACUACAUCUCCGUCCGCUUCAGUUCUUCCUGAGAAGCAGUUGGAGUUGGAAGACAGGACAGCUCUUGGACACGUUUCCAAUCUCAUUAGAAGUAUAGCAACAAUUAGGGUGGUGGUUGACCCCCUUAGAAGAAAACAAAGGAGUAUCCUUAGAAGUACGGAACCCAAACCUGACAUUGUUCUCAGACGCGUUGGAGACAGGUUGGGGUGCGACUUUAGGGUCCAAAGAAGUGUCAGGCACCUGGUCGGAAGAGCAGGUGUCAUGGCACAUAAAUUGCAAGGAGCUCUUUGCGAUUCACCUCGCGCUAAGGAGCUUCGAGCAGAUAGUCAGAGACAAAGUAAUACAGAUAAACUCCGACAAUACGACCGCUCUGGCUUAUGUCAAGAAACAAGGAGGAACUCACUCUCUCGCCCUAUACGAACUGGCAAGAGAUCUGCUGAUUUGGGCAAAUCAAAGGAAUGUGAUUCUUCUAACGAGAUUUGUUCAAGGGGAGAGGAACGUGAGAGCGGACAGACUGAGCAGGAGGUUCCAGGUCCUUCCUACAGAAUGGACCCUCCACUCGGAAGUCUGUCAGACCCUUUGGUAUCUUUGGGGGAAACCGCAGAUAGAUCUAUUCGCCACGUUUCUCUCUAAAAGAAUAGAUACAUUUUGCGCCCUGGUGGAAGAUCCCAGGGCGUAUGCAAUAGACGCCUUUCUCCUGGACUGGUCAGGACUAGACGUGUACGCUUUUCCCCCAUUCAAGAUUCUGGGAGAAGUAGUCAGAAAGUUUGUGGCCUCGAAGGGAACCAGAAUGACUCUGAUAGCCCCAUAUUGGCCAUCCCGAAUUUGGUUCAUGGAGGUGAUGGAGUGGACAGUGCACUUCCCCAGAUCUCUUCCAAACAGGAUAGAUCUGCUCAAACAACCCCACUUCGAGAGGUACCAUCAAAAUCUACCCGCUCUUGCUCUGACUGCCUUUCGACUAUCGAAAGACUUGUCAGAGCGAGAGGGUUUUCUCGCAAGGCGGCAAGCGCAAUUGCUAGAGCCCGCAGAUCAUCUACUAGGCGAGUGUACCAAUCGAAGUGGGAAGUUUUCAGAAACUGGUGCAGGUCGAAGAAGCUGUCCUCUUCCAAUACCUCUGUAACCGAAAUUGCGGAUUUCCUUCUUUUCCUGAGGGAAAAGUCACAUCUCUCUGUACCAACAAUUAAAGGAUACAGAAGUAUGCUUUCGUCAGUCUUUAGAAACAGGGGCUUAGAUUUGACGAAUAAUAAAAAUUUGCACGAUCUCAUCCGCUCCUUUGAAACGUCGAAGUCAGUAGAACCUAGGAUUCCGAGUUGGAACUUAGAUGUGGUUCUGAAAUUUCUGUCCUCGGAAAAGUUCGAACCACCUCAUACGGCUUCAUUCCGGGAUAUCACUAGAAAGUGUAUAUUUCUGCUAUCUCUGGCUACGGCUAAAAGGGUCAGUGAGUUGCACGCCCUUGAGUCACGAGUUGGCUUCAAAGAAGAUUCUGCGAUUUGUUCAUUCCAGACUCUUUUUCUUGCCAAAAACGAAAACCCUUCGAAUCCCUGGCCUAGGAGUUUCGAGGUGAAAGGACUUACUAGCCUAGUAGGCAGAGAAAUAGAAAGAUCACUUUGUCCAGUUAGAGCACUGAAAUUCUAUCUGGACAGAAAGAAGCAGUUGGGAGGCUCACAACAUGGUCUAUGGUGCUCGGUGAAAGACCCCAAGAGACCUAUGUCUAAAAAUGCUUUGGCCUUCUUUGUUAGAAGUGUAAUUACCGAGGCUCAUAAGAACUGCCCAGGUGACUCUUUUAAUCUAUUAAGAGUAAGAGCUCAUGAGGUAAGGGCAAUCGCGACAUCAAUUGCGUUCCAGAGAAAUAUGUCACUUAAAAAUAUUUUGGACGCAACCUAUUGGAGAUGCAACUCAGUAUUUGCAUCUCAUUAUUUAAAAGACGUGCGAGUAACGUAUGAGAAAUUUUUUUCUCUAGGUCCGUUUGUGUCAGCACAGACGGUUCUGGGUAAAGGAGAGAGCACCGAUCCUUAAAUAUAUGUACGUAACCCUCUUGUCAGAUGUGUUCUUGUGUUUCCUGUGCAUGGGAGUGUCAGAUGUCGCACUGGCGGCCUUCACUUCUCUUCAUUAGGAAAUCGAGUGACAGCUGACUAUUAGAAGGGUACAAAAUUUUUGUUUGAUUUUGUAUGUAUGAUUUUCGAGUUUGUGGUUGUUUGCUAAGAGUUUGGGGAUGACUCUUAACAAUCUUAGAACUAACACGGGUUAGGAUCGGGUGAUCGGGAUCGGUUGUGUGCUCCUUAAAGAAGGCGUGUUGUCAUAUAAGCGGAUUAGCACCCCUUGACAAAUGCCAGUUAGGCUCUGUCGAGUAAGUGGAUAAGACCCCAUCGACAGACCAGCAAGAACUCUUGGCCACAGAUCACUAUCUCGCUAAGGCUCUUGAGGUGAAGCAGACUCCUGGGCAGUAGCCACGAAGUCUUCCAUCUAAUAAGGUAGGAACCAAGGUCUGUUUAUACAUACAACAUAUGUUGUUUACCUGUCUAGUCAGUAAGUUAGCUGUCUCUUGCCCUCCACCAAAGGGUGUCAAUCAGCUAUGUAUAUAUCUGACAGGUAAGUUGAAUGUAUGAAAAUGAUAUUGUUAUGAUACAAUAAAGUUUCAUACAUACUUACCUGGCAGAUAUAUACGAUUGAAGACCCACCCAGCCUCCCCGCAGGAGACAGGUGGAAGAGAAAAUCUGAUUAGAAAACGGGAAUGGUUCCUAGUCCUGCCACCCAGAGCAGGGCGGUAGAUCACCUGACCUACCUGUAGCGAGUGCCGCGAAAUUUGAAUUUCUGUCGGGGACGACGGAGUCGAUAGCUAUGUAUAUAUCUGCCAGGUAAGUAUGUAUGAAACUUUAUUGUAUCAUAACAAUAUCAUUUUUUACGUGGCUAGGAACCAAUUGAUCACCUAGCAACGGGACCUGCAGCUUAUUGUGGGAUCCGAACCGCACUAUAUCGAUAAAUUAUUUUCUAUCACCAAAAAUAAGUUCUCUGAUUCCGCGUUGGCCGAGAUGGGAGUAGGACCUCGGACCACUGGCUUGGCAGAUGAGUGCACAAACCACUCAUCCAGAGAGGAACUCGUAUAAUGGAAAAACCAUGUAAUAGCUGUCUCGGGUUUCACCCUUCGAGGAGCCUGAGGAUUCCAUUUGCGAUACUGGGAACAACCUGAAGGUUACGCAAACUCUAGGUUCUACCUGUUCCACCAUGUCCCGGACAGAAGGAUGGGUUCCAGUAAUUAAGGAGGACUCAGGAUGAGUGACUGAUAAAGUUUAUCGUAGCACAAUCGUCGCUACCAGGUUCGUGUGGGGAAGAGGCGCCACCGAUAGGUAGAAUUAAUAUCUCAAGGUCUGGAGGUUGACCAGUAUCCCCUUUCAAACUAAUAGUUCUCAGUUUUUGGGUGUAGAGUGUCACCUCGGACGUAACACGACUCCAAAGGUCGUUAGCUCACACACAGAAUGACUCUUUGGCCGUGACUGCCUGUAUAGUGGACGUUUCUGUCCAUUAAAGGCAUUCGGUCAGUAGACAAUGAUCUGGAGAGGUCAGAACAGAGGGAAGAAUCUCUGUAAUUACAUGUUUACAUGCAUGGUGAUAUACAUUGGGCGUGUGAAUAUCGCUUCACACUGACUAAUCUUCUGAUGAAUCAGGAGCAGUAAACUGGAUGGGGCACAUAAGAACUCCGAUCUGAUAAGUGAAAACAUACUCUGUAUCAGAGUAGCCUUGACGGACUAGCACCAGGCACAUACAUCAGUCACAUUGCAGGAAACUGACCGUGGAUGGGGGGUCUUCCUCUGACCUUGGUAGAGUGGGAGUACUCAAUAACCAGGGUUUUGACGUAGACUCAAAAGUAGUUUGGAACAUCAGUUCCAAUUGGCUCCGGAAUCCGGGAUAAUGAGUCAAUGCAGCACAGGUCAUGAUGACAGAUACAUUUCUUAGUCAUGCUCAGUACGGUGUGAGUAUGUGUGAGGGACCUUCAGCAGGGCCGGCUUUGACUUGUCAAAGUACUCUGUGGUUAAGAAAGAACUACGUCACCUAGAACAUUAAGGCGGUAGACGUAAAGGAACAGGCCAAACAGAGGCGAUCGGUCAAGCCUACUGCUUGUUUGUCAAGCUGUACCAAUGAGGUUAUACAGAAGAGAAGGUCAUCAGAGGAAUAUGUGCCUUCUGGCAUUUAAGAACAUAUCUGUUAAAAUGAUCGUGACGGUUGGUUUGUGACUGUAUCGAAGCUCAACAUUGAGCAAUUUUAAGGAGGUGUCUGUGUUCAAUUUCCUGUAUAUAUAUAUAUAUAAGGUUUCCCAGAGGUCCUUGGACUCAAUUUCCUUGGGUCCUUUGGUGGCUGCUCAACAAAAGGUGUAACUCAUCCAGUACCCCUGGCAGGUCAGUUGGUAUCUUGUCUACGAUGAUGGUAUGAAUGUGAAAUGGAGGAGUUAACUGGCCUCUUUCCUUUUCAAAUUUCUGUCUCCUUUACUUAGGGCAGUAAGAAGAGAGUACCAUCAUAAGCUGGAAUGGACAAGGUUCAGGUGAGUGAAGUGGCCAUACUGUUAGGGUUUGUAUCAGUAAGAUACCUAUCAGUAGCAGGACAUUCCUCUCUUUAGCAAGGGGGAGAGGAAUGAUAACAAACCUACAUGACUGGAUGAAUUGGUUUGUUAGGGGAACAGAUCUUCUCUAUCUUCCUCGGACGCAGUGAACUAUGACAUUGUGUAAAAACCUAGAAGUCUGACUAUGAUAUUCGUAUAUGUCUUAGAUUCGGAAAUACUGGUCAGUUGUUUCAAGAAUUCUGGUAUUCAGAAAACUGAUCAAAGGUGGCAAACUCCCAGUUGGUUAAUAGUACUUACCUACCACCAAGAGUAAGUCUAUCCUAAUGUUAAGACCGAAGGUUUGUUUCGUAUAUGAACAAAUGACAAAUUUGUAACUAAUUUGUAUUUUUCAUAACUUACAAACCUUAGGUCUUAAAAUACAAAGGCCCACCUCUAACCACCCCACUGUCAACUAACCUGAGUUGGAAGAAUAACUAACGGGGUCACGAGUUAAUGAGGGUUAUGUGGGUGGCCCCACAUGUCUCGUGACCAAGCACAGAUGCCAAUAGUCCCUUGCGUACACAAUUAUUUUAAGCUUUAUCGGUUUCCAGCUGGCGCUGAGUAUUUAUCCUAAUGUUAAGACCUCAGGUUUGUAAGUUAUGAAAAAUACAAAUUAGUUACAAAUUUGUCAUUUUUCGGAGCGUGAAAGUUUUUUUUAGAGGGCUGUCACGUCCUUAUUUUUUACGCUAUGUUCUAGUCUGUUUUUUUUUGGUAAUAGAUUGAACUUUGUCAUACUGUCAUCAAAAGUCUAAAAAGAUGUCUGGAAAUGUCAUUGCGGAUCAGGUAAAUGUAGCCGAACACGAAAAAUUUGUUGUCUUACAAAAAGAUCUCUAGCACCAAGGUUACAACACUUACAGUUUUCAUAUUUCAUUCAUCGUAUUCUACAACUCUUUAGCUAUACAAGGAAUAUAUAACUUUAUUUCUAAGCCCUUGGAAAUGUAUGCAAACUGUCGAAGAAACACACUUACUAGAAGUCAUAUUUUUACUUAGUAGGUGAGCGAAAAUUUCGCAUAGCACAAGAUUUAUUUUUAAGACUGCUGUAGCUUCCACACUUUUUACGCUAUAUCAGUCAUUCUGGUCUUGUUUUGUUGGUAAAAGAAUGGAUUUUCUCACAUUGUCAUCAAAAAUGUAAAAAGAUGCCACAAAAAAUUUUGUUAUGUCUUACAAAAAGAGCUUUAGCAUCAAAACUAUUACACUUACAGUUUUCAUAUAUUUUUCAUCGUACUCUACAAUCCUUUAGCUAUACAAGGAUAUAUAUAACCUUAUCUCUAAGCCCUUGGAAACGUAUGCAAACCGUUGAAGAAACACACCUAGAAGAAGUCAUUUUUACUUAGUGAGCAAAAAUUAUGCAUAGCAAAAGAUUUUUUUUAGACGGCUGUAGCUUCCACCUCGCUAUCACUUUCAUCCCUAUCAUCUUCAGUUAUGGUGUCACAAACUGCUUGUAAUUUAUGAGGGCUAAGAUUCUUUAUCCAUGAGUAUUUAUUUAAUAAACUUUGAAACAAAGUUGGUGUCUUUUGUGUUUGUUUUUGGGCGAGAGGGGGUAACAUGGCGUGAGGUUCUGGGUGAUGGAAAGUUCAAACUACGCACAACUUUGCCCUUUGGAAUCUUUUCCAAGACUCCUUUUGGCAUUUUGAAAUGACUGAAAUGAACAAUUUUCAUUAACAAAUUCUGAAAAUUUCAGCAAAAUCGAUAAACAAAUAACAGCGCUAGAAGCGCGAAUGUACCAAGAUAUCGCAGGGCAACACGGUGAUUUCGAAGUGUAAAAAGUAAUUGUGGGAAAGAUUGUUUGUGGGGGAAGGCUGGCGGCCACUCAGCAAGCGUGGCAAGGCUUUGUUUAUGUUCUACCGGUGAGGGAACUUCGAGGUGCUAAUUAGUGAUUUAUGGCAAAUUUUUAUUCAACUUAUAUGUCUGCGGAUGUUCGUCCCAUGGCAGUGAAGGGUGAGAUUUUUGUGGACUUAUGGUACGUCCUUUGGUGGUGAAAGGGUUAAGAAGACAUUGUCUAAGAACAGUAAAAUAGUAUUUGUGUUGUGGUCUUCCUUGGAAACUGUUGUUACUUCAAUAACCCUGCCCAUUCAAUGGUCAGGAUUAACCCUAAACAUAAAUUCUGUUUCUGGUUGACCAUCAUCGCCAAAUAUUGUUAAACCUCACCUGCUUCAGCGACUCAUGUAUUACUGCAUCCCAAAUGUUGUAGUGCCAGAGACUCAUCUGCCUUUCCUGCAGAGCCCAAACUUCUGUCAGUUCGUGUUCUCAGAUGCUAGUUCUGUUCCAGUCCCCAUCUUGAACAGUUUCAAGAUACACCAAGUGCUCUAACAUCAUCCACAGUACAUGUCAGUACGCCAAGCUCGGCACAGUCUUCCACAGUCCUGUCAUCAGGGUCAUCCAUAGCACUUGUAGAUACACCAAGCUCUACUAACUACCACAUUCCUACCAUCAUCAUGCUCAUGCAGAUGGAUUAUUUGUCACCUUCAACUUUUGGCCGUCAAAACUACUACUGACCACCCUCUACUGGCAGAAGUGGUCACCUCAUUGUGCACCUAAAUAUAGAGUUGCACUACUUACAGCAGAAGGCUCCCACAUGUUUGGAGUAAUGUCUAAAAAGUAAAACCAAGUAAUAAAUAGGCAGCUUCAGAAACUCUUAGAGAAUGAGCUAAUGAAGGUAAAAAAGAAAUAUCCAAAGAACAGGUCAGUGGUGAAGAAUGCGGAGGUCCUAGUUGUCCACCACGUCCUUCCACAAAAGGUGA